AAAGGUUAUCAUGACUCUCUUCUUUGGUUCUCAAAUACUACCACUUGUGCCAUUUUGUUGGAUAUUCACUAACGCUAUUGCUCCCUUUUUAUCGUUGUCGCAGGGCCCUCAAUAAUUCGCUAUUUCCUUCAUUUCUCAGCAGAAUGUCCCAAGAUCCUUCACAGAAUCCGCCUUUUCCCUUUGAAAGACCUUGCUUGUCAAUUUGGCAGAGGACGACUCGCCAUAACCCUUUGCUUCAUGAAGGUGCUUCCUCUCCAAUACCAUCUACAGCCGAUGCAGUUGUUAUAGGUUCCGGCAUGGCGGGAGCCGUGACUGCGUACGAAUUGUUGUCGGCGCCGAAUGGACCCAAAAAUAUCGUAAUGCUCGAAGCCAGAGAGGCCUGUUCCGGCGCCACAGGUAGAAAUGCGGGACACUGUCGUCCAGAUGCUUUCCGUGGAUUCGCCGCAUUUUCUAAAAUCCACGGCCCCGAGCAAGCAAUAAAGAUUAUCGAGCACGAGAAGCUCGUUCUUCAACUCGUCAAACGGUUUAUUGACACCCACAAGAUUGAAUGCGAUUUUGAUUACUGCAAGACCUUUGAUGUUAUCAUGGGAGAGGAUUUCUUUCGAUAUGUCACCAGCAGUUUUGAAUCCUUCAAGCAAUUUGGUGGCGACACGGCUGGCGUAACGUGGUUGGAACAAGAUGAAGCGCGAAAGGCAACUCGUGUUCCUGAGGCCCUUGGCGCAUUUGAGUGGAAUGCCGCAAGUCUUCACCCGGCAAAGCUUUGUCUUGCGGUCCUUGCCAUAGGUCGCGAUCUGAUAAUCCCAACCCCUUCGUUUUCAUCGACGACGCAAGUCGGAUGGAACGCUAGUCUUGGGCACCAGUCGGGUAUUCCUGGCCUCAGCGAAGCCACACGUGCUGAACUUGCUUGCAAAAAUGACCGGGUAUUUAAUGAGGAAAUUCAAGAAGAUGCGGUUCGAUCAUUCAAGAAGAUAUUUCCUGAUUUCGGAGAGGAGGCUCUGGGAGAGGGACUGGAGUAUGGUUGGACAGGUAUACUCGGCAUGACUAAAGAUUCGGUGCCGUUUGUCGGAGCAGUUCCUGGUUGUCCAGGUCAGUAUGUCCUAGCCGGGUUCAAUGGUCAUGGAAUGGCGCGUAUUUUUGGUUGUGCACCUGGUCUAGCACAGAUGGUUCUCGGGGGAAACUGGGAAGAUACAGGGAUGCCGGAAUGCUUCCAGAUCACCGAAGAGCGGAUGGCAAAACUAAGACAGUGAAGGUAAGUAGAAUAAGAUUAGAUGAUUGCAUGUCAGCGGUCCCAACAUUGUAUCCGACUAUUCUAAGUGACAACUUGAAGUCAACAAGUAUGA
Molecule: messenger RNA, 1340 nt
Organism: Desarmillaria tabescens
Lineage: Eukaryota; Fungi; Basidiomycota; Agaricomycetes; Agaricales; Physalacriaceae
Product: FAD dependent oxidoreductase-domain-containing protein
Exons: 6
Coding region: 144-1247 (367 amino acids)
Cellular component (GO): cytoplasm
Molecular function (GO): oxidoreductase activity
Source: RefSeq, a predicted model, not a curated record